This is a messenger RNA of Paramecium pentaurelia, 1318 nucleotides long. The record is from the annotation of a GenBank genome assembly. NCBI's taxonomy places the organism in Eukaryota, Ciliophora, Oligohymenophorea, Peniculida, Parameciidae.
AUGUCAUUAGAUAAUUCAAAGUUAUAAGAUUAAUAAGAAGAUAUAAGAUCAAAUGAUUAUUUAUCUGAAUUUUAAUACAAAAAGAAUCGACCAUCAUAAAAAGAUUGGUCAAAUAGAACUAAUAAACCAUUAAAUAAUAAUAAAUUGUAAGAAUAAAUACAAAGUGAAUUCUUAAGCAAACCAUAAAGUUAAAAGGAGGCAUAAAUUUAACAUAAAAAAAAUGAUACAAUUUAAUUGUAUCCUUCUCAAAAAACAAAUUCAAAUAGAAAUUCAUUGGCUGAAUAAGAAAAAUAAGAAAUUUAGUUUCAAUUAAAUUAAAUAAAAAAGGAGUAGGAAAAUUAAAUACAAUCAUAAGCUCGUAAGAAUUCACAACUUAAAAUUUAGCCUGUUUUCAAUAUCAAUAUCUAAAUUACUAAAAUUUAUCCUAGAUCUUCAAAAUCUUUAGAUGUUGCUUAGAAUUCAUACAAUAGAACAGAGAAAGAAUUAAAGUAGUUAAAACCAAUUCAAUAAAUUUAAUCUAAUAUAUUCUAAUCAUAAAGCAGGGAAAUUAUCAAUAGAAGUUCAAAUAAUCAAACCCAAAUUUCAGAUUUUGAUAAAGUCAAUUCAGUGAUUUACCCCAGCCAAUCAUAAUUAAGAACUUAUGAAAUUAGAUUUGGAAUGUAGAAUGAUCCUAAGUUAUAAGAGAAACAGGAUAUUUUAUCUGAUAUUCAUGAAUAAUUAAAAUAAUUGACUAUUACAUCAAGUAGUAAAAAACAUUCAAUUUUGGAAGAUGCUCUUUAAUUGUGUUUAUUGUUAUUGCCAGAUUUAAGAGGAUUUGACCGACAUAUUAUUUCAAAAUAAUUUUAUGAAAAAAUGAAGUGUGUGUAUUAAUUAGAAAGAAAUUAUUAAGCAUUUGUAAGAAGGUAAAUAUUAUAAUUAAAUAAAUAAAUAGAUUCUAUCAUUUAUCAAUAUUUUCAGAAAGUUGGACUACAUAAAAUAUAUCAAAGAUGUGUGAAAUAAUAAUGAAAAAUUAAUAGAGUACACUUUAAUCAUAUCAUAUAAUUUAUAAUAUAAAAGACAAAACAAUUGAAUUCCCAUCACAAAAUUCGAAUAAGAAGAUACCUGAAAAACCUAAAGCAAUUCAAUAAAUAAUACAAAAUUAAUAAAAAAAAAGAAUUGUUUUAUCAUGUAAACAAUUUAUUAAUAAUUAGUAACUACUAAAACACUUUCUUAAUAUGUAAAUCUUUCUGCUAAGGAAAUUGAUGAAGAUAUUUAAGAAUUUGAUGAUGAAUUGUAAUUUGUUGAAAUGAUUCUGAAAUUAAUUCCUCUCGCUUUAUGA